GCAAUAUCACGUUAAUCGUUGUUCUGUCUUUAAAACAAAAGCUGAAUAAACUGAAUUGUGCUUGAGUGGAGGUAGAAGGGAAAAAGUAUAGUCAUGAUGGUGUUUUCCCCGUUGACUGCUUGCGGGAAAUUACGUCAAUGUCGUCGUGGAUUACCCCACGGUACACGACUAUCGCUUACUUAACGGCUCAAAUAUUUAUUCUUUGAAAGUAAGCUUCACACAUCCGAGGAGCCGCAGCGCUACCCACACUGCCUAUGCAAGCUGUGAGAGGCAGUCGUGUAUCAGUAUUCCAAGUGAUUCCCGGUUGCUUCCCUUAUUAGAAAAGCUGCCAGUUCUUUGUGAUAAUAAUUCAAAAUGUGUAUGAUGAUCUUCUAUCGACCAAGCUGCGUGGCCUGUACAACAAGGAGUUUGUCCUUCGGCAUCGGCCUGAUCGGCUCGAUUAUCUCCGUGAUAUUUAUUAUUCUGACAUCCUUCAUGUUGCACGCAAGUAUCACCGAGAACUACGAACAGAAAUUCCUGCCCUUAAAAGGUACGACAGAGGUCGUCAUUGCUGUGUUAACUCUUAGUCUGCUUGCGAUGCCAUGUAGCAUCAUCCUUAUCAUAGGAGUCUGUAAGGAACGCCGUGCUUUGGUUCUCAUGUGGAUGUGUUUACUGGGUAUCCCGAUAGCUCGCGAUAUAACGACCAUCUUCUUCGCAUUAGAGUCCACUGGGAAUAGCUUUUUCAUUGGCCUCUUCCUCUUCGAAAUCUGGUUCUACGUCCUCGGGUUCAUCGUAGUUCGUUCAUACGGCUCGUCGUUAUCCUAUUACUACAACAGUCAGAAGCAGACAGCUUUCGAAAACCUCAAUCCCGAAGUGGACGGAUCCCGGGUAUAAGACGGGACAGGAGCAGGAAAAAGAAUACUUCAAAGUGUAGGCCUUUGUGCGUUCUGUAUAUACGACUGAUGACAUCAUGUUCAUACGCUCUGUGUGUAUCCGUAUGUGUGUCUAUGUGUAUGUAUGAAUAGUGACGUAUUGUAUGUGGGUAGGUACCAACUUAGAUAUAUAUGUAUGUG
Messenger RNA from Penaeus indicus, 1052 nucleotides. RefSeq lists its product as uncharacterized. The record is from RefSeq and is a predicted model, not a curated record. NCBI's taxonomy places the organism in Eukaryota, Metazoa, Arthropoda, Malacostraca, Decapoda, Penaeidae. The transcript has 6 exons. The coding region runs from base 355 to 873 and encodes 172 amino acids.